Gadus chalcogrammus (walleye pollock) is the source of this 1345-nucleotide messenger RNA. Its product is annotated as caM kinase-like vesicle-associated protein. The record is from RefSeq and is a predicted model, not a curated record. Lineage: Eukaryota; Metazoa; Chordata; Actinopteri; Gadiformes; Gadidae. The transcript is spliced from 11 exons. Gene Ontology annotation, biological process: peptidyl-serine phosphorylation. The coding region runs from base 89 to 1342 and encodes 417 amino acids. Gene Ontology annotation, cellular component: intracellular anatomical structure. Gene Ontology annotation, molecular function: calmodulin binding; calcium/calmodulin-dependent protein kinase activity; ATP binding.
ACGGGAGAAGUUGAAGGAAACCACAUUUUGGAUAUUAUUCGCGUUUAUUCCAAGUGUGCACUUACUGAAGGCUAGGGCCGGAGCUGCCAUGCCAUUCGGUUGUCUGACACUUGGGGACAGGAAGGAUUACAAUAAUCCCUCAGAGGUGACCGACAAAUAUGACCUGGGACAGAUUGUUAAAACUGAGGAGUUCUGUGAGAUAUUCCGGGCAAAGGACAGGAAUACCCUCAAAAUGUACACCUGUAAAAAGUUCCUUAAAAAGGAUGGAAGAAAAGUAAGGAAAGCUGCCAAAAAUGAGAUUACGAUCUUGAAGAUGGUUAAACAUCACAACAUACUCCAGCUGGUCGAUACCUUUGAAACUAAGAAAGAAUACUUUCUCUUUGUGGAAAUCGCUACCGGCAGAGAGGUGUUUGACUGGAUCCUGGACCAAGGCUAUUACUCCGAGAGGGACACCAGUAAUGUCGUGAGGCAGGUGUUGGAAGCUGUGGCCUACCUUCACUCUUUGAAAGUAGUCCACAGGAACCUCAAGCUGGAGAAUUUGGUGUACUUCAAUCGUCUGAAGCACUCAAAAAUUGUCAUCAGUGACUUUCAAUUAGCAAAGAUGGAAAAUGGACUCAUUAAAGACCCAUGUGGUACUCCAGAAUAUCUUGCUCCUGAAGUGGUUGGGCGGCAGAGGUAUGGAAGGCCUGUUGACUGCUGGGCCAUUGGCGUCAUUAUCUAUAUACUUUUGUCAGGAAACCCUCCGUUCUAUAACGACGCUGAAGAGGAGGAGUAUGACAACCGCGACAAGAGCCUCUUCCUGAAGAUCCUGUCAGGGGACUAUGAAUUUGAUUCCCCCUACUGGGAUGACAUUUCAGACUCUGCCAAAAAUCUAGUGGCAUCUUUGUUGGAAGUGGAUCAAGACCAGCGAUUAACCGCACAGGAGGCUAUUGGUCAUGAAUGGAUAUCUGGGAACGCAGCCUCUGAUAAGAAUAUCAAGGAUGGAGUAUGUGCACAAAUAGAAAAGAACUUUGCUAAAGCCAAGUGGAAGAAAGCUGUACGGGUGACCACCCUGAUGAAGAGACUCCGAGCCCCAGAGCAGGGGGAAUCCGGAGCCUCCAGCCCCACCCCAGGGGCUGCGGCGGGACCCCUCACCUCAAACAGCGGGCCCGCUCCUCCCACCUCCGCCCCAGGGACCGCCUCCAGCAGCACGGAGCAGGCUUCCGCUAAGGAACAGGUUCCAGACACAGACACUGGCGUCAUCCAGGCACCCGCCGUGACGGCCGCACGUGACGAGGAGGAGGCCGGGGAGAGACGCAACGGGGAGACACCAGCACAAACUCUGGGAGACAAGACGGCUUAACCC